UUUCCACUUCACAACGCUACACUUGGAAAUAAACUUUUGUGUCUGCGUCCCGGACGCGUCUGUGAGGAUGCCAGUGUCGAUUAUUUAUCUUCGGGGUUGACCAUUUCACUCAGUAACUAACCUUUUUUUUAUUAUUAUUAUUAUUUUUCUUUCUUUUUUUUUUUUCCACCCCUUUUUUUCCCUCUCCAAACUGGAUCAUCAUGUUGCGGAUUUUGGUUGAGUCAGCUGCAGGUCUGCCCAAAAAGAAAGUUGGAAGUCCUGAUCCAAUCACAACAGUGGUGUUUAGAGAUGAAAAGAAAAAAACAAACUCUAUUGACAGUGAAGUGAAUCCUGUAUGGAAUGAGAUCCUUGAGUUUAACCUGAACGGAGCCGCUCUAGAACCCAACUCCCAUGUUGACGUGAUUGUGAAAGACUCCGAGACUUUUGGGAAAGAUAAAUUCAUCGGGUCAACAAGAAUUCCUUUGAGAGAGCUUGCCUCUGGUCAACUUAGAUCAUUACCAUUGAAAAAUGUGCCUCUAGUUGAUGAGAAUGGCCACAAUAUUGGUGCCACCGUGAACCUCGUCAUUGGCUAUGAUCCUCCACCCAAUGCUAGCUCAAAUGCCGACGAAUCACAUGAUGGUGAUUCUACUUUGGAUUCUGGUGGUGGAGAACAAGGUGAUGAGACUGCACCUGAUGGGGCUCCGGGUGGUUCUGCGAUGAGUCCCUCGACUCCCGGUCACUCCGCUAGUCUCCGCAGGCGAGUCGUAAGGUCACAGAACAGACGGCGGCUUGUCAACAAACCUCAGGACUUCCAGAUCCGCAUCAGUCUCAUCAAGGCCCGUCAGUUGCCAGGCAACAACAUCAAGCCGGUGGUCAAGGUUCAGGUGUGCGGCCAGACCCACAGGACAAGGAUUAAGCGGGGAAACAACCCAUUCUUUGACGAGAUGUUUUUCUAUAAUGUCCACAUGCUUCCAUCAGACCUGUUUGAACAGAACAUCGGUUUUCGGGUUUAUAAUUCCUACUCCCUCAGGGCUGACAGUCUGAUGGGAGAAUUUAAGCUUGACGUUGGCUAUGUGUAUGAUGAACCAGGCCACUGUGUCAUGAGGAAGUGGCUGCUCCUGAACGAUCCGGAUGACUCUAGCUCUGGGGCGAAAGGAUACCUGAAAGUCAGCCUUUUCGUGGUGGGGAUCGGUGACGAGCAGCCGUCAGAGAAGAGGGAAUCCAAUGAUGACCAAGAUGACAUUGAAAGUAACCUGCUGCUUCCAGCUGGUGUCACUCUACGAUGGGCCACGUUAUCGCUCAAGGUUUUCAGGGCAGAAGAUAUCCCGCAAAUGGAUGAUGCCUUCAUUCAGUCACUCAAGGAAGUUUUUGGGGGAAAUGAAAAUAAGAAGAACCUGGUGGAUCCUUUCAUAGAGGCUCGUUUCGCUGGCAAAAAGCUAUGUACUCAGAUCGUAGAGAAGAACGCAAACCCAGAGUGGAACCAAGUGUUGAAUCUCCAAGUCAAGUUCCCAUCUAUGUGUGAGCGUGUCAAACUGACAGUCUUUGAUUGGGAUCGCGUGACCGGCAAUGAUGCUGUUGGCACCACAUACUUCAACCUGGCCAAAAUAGCCUCCUCUGGGGGUGAAAUAGAAGAGGAACAUGCAGGAAAUGCAGAAAUGUCAUCAUUUGAAGCCGGAACGGGAGAGUCAGAGGUUGGUUUCCUGCCUGUCUUUGGUCCCUGCUUCAUCAACCUCUAUGGCAGCCCCAGAGAGUUCAGUGGACUGCCUGACCCUUACGAAGAUCUGAAUUUGGGAAAGGGUGAAGGAGUGGCCUACAGGGGCAGGGUCCUGGUCGAAAUGUCCACAAAGUUAGAGGGCAAAGUUGACAAAGCAGUAGACAGCAUCCCCAGUGAUGACAUCUUGGUGGUACAGAAAUACCAGAGGAGAAGGAAGUUCUGUCUCUGUGCAGUCUUCCACAGUGCCUCCAUGAUACAAGAACCAGGGGAGCCGAUCCAGUUUGAGGUCAGCAUCGGUAACUAUGGCAACAAACUCGACACCACCUGCAAACCGUUGGCCUCCACCACUCAGUACAGCUGUGCUGUGUUUGAUGGUAACCACUACUAUUACCUGCCGUGGGCUGGCACCAAGCCAGUAGUCGUGGUCACCUCAUUCUGGGAGGACAUCAGCCACCGCAUGGACACUGUCAAUAUUAUCCUUUAUAUCUAUCGCCGCUUGCAAUCUAACCUAGAAGACUUUAGAACAGCUGUCUUGGCUAAAGCACCCGACAAACAGCUAUCUGGUGUCUGGGUGAAGUUGCUGAGUCAGCUAAUUGAAGACCUAGAAAAUUUCCCAACACCGGAGCUGGAAGGCCGUUCCAACCUGACAUCCCUGGACCUCCAACUCAAGAAGCUGCGAGACAGUGGCUUGAAGAGCAUCAAGCGGGCGGCCAGACGCAUGAGAGAGGAGGCCCAAGACAUCCCUGACACUCUGGCCGACAUCGAGUCGUGGGCGGAAAAACUCUCUACACUUGCGGAAGAGCCCCAGAACAGCAUGCCCGAUGUAAUCAUUUGGAUGCUCCGCGGUGAGAGCAGGGUGGCCUACAGCCGCAUACCAGCUCACCAAAUCCUCUACUCCACAUACAGUGAGCAGGCUUGUGGACAACACUGUGGAAAAACCCAUACUAUCGUUUUAAAGUACCCGAUGGACAAAAACAGAGGCUUGAAGGUGCCUGUUCAGAUUCGAGUCAACAUGUGGCUGGGUUUGUCUGCACAUGAAAAGAAGUUCAACUCCUUUUCUGAGGGGACCUUCAGUGUGUUUGCAGAGCUGUACGAGAACCAAGCCAGUAUGUUUGGAAAGUGGGGAACCACAGGACUGGUGGGGCGCCAUAAGUUCUCUGACGUAACGGGCAACCUCAAGUUGAAAAAGGAGUACUUCAUGCCUCCGAGAGGAUGGGAGUGGGAGUCGGGCUGGUUUAUUGACCCGGAGAAAGCUCUCUUAACGGAGGCAGAUGCAGGACACACUGAAUUCAUGGAUGAGGUUUUCCAAAAUGAGACCCGCUUCCCUGGUGGAGAGUGGAAGGCCGCCUCCGAGCCUUUCACCGAUGUGAAUGGAGAGAAAAGCCGAAAUCCAGGGGAGUUCGAUUGUCCUCCUGGCUGGACGUGGGAGGAUGAGUGGACAGUUGACAUCAACAGAGCUGUGGAUGAUCAAGGAUGGGAAUGUGGCCUGACCAUUCCCCCAGAUGACAAGCCUCGGUCCUGGGUGCCGGCGGAGAAGGUGUACCACGUCCACCGUAGGAGACGGCUGGUUCGACCUCGCAAGAGAGUCUCACUUCCUGCGGGUGCCACCAUGGAGAGGCGCGACCAGGGAGAUCCGGAGGGCUGGGAAUUCUCAUCACUGAUCGGCCGGAAGUUCCACAGGAAGGAGCGUUCGUCGGAUACGUUUCGUCGGAGGCGGUGGAGGAGAAAGAUGGCGCCAGAAGACCGCUUAGGAGCAUCAGCCAUCUUCAAACUCGAGGGUGCACUGGGUGUUGAUACAGAGGAGAAAGAAAGAAGCUCCAAGGGCGACGUCACUAAGAUGUUUGGUGCCAACACGCCCACUGUGUCCUGCUCCUUAGACAGGUCUUGUAUGUAUCACCUACGUGUGUAUGUCUAUCAGGCAAGAAACAUGACAUCUAUGGACAAAGACAGUUUUUCUGAUCCCUAUGCCCACAUCUCUUUCCUACAUCUAAGUAAGACAACAGAAAAGCUGCGUGCAACGUUAAACCCAACCUGGGACCAAACCCUGAUUUUUAAUCAUGUGGAAAUUUACGGGGACCCGCAUGCUCUUGCGCAACAUCCCCCGGAUGUUGUCAUAGAAUUCUAUGACCAUGACCAAGUGGGCAAGGAUGAGCUGUUGGGUCGGUGUGUUUGCGCUCCACUGGUGAAGUUGAAUCCCAGCAUGGAUCAGACACCCAAACUGCUUUGGCAUCCCAUCAUGCAGAGGGGGUGCGAGGAAGGGGCGGCACUGGUUGCUGCCGAACUUAUUCUCAAAGAUAAGUCAGGAGAGUCAGAUCUUCCUCUGGUUCCCCCAAAGAGGGCAGAGAACCUCUACAUGGUUCCGCAAGGUAUCCGGCCGAUUGUGCAGCUCACUGCGGUGGAGAUUCUAGCAUGGGGUCUGAGGAACAUGAAGCCCUAUCAGCUGGCCACAGUGUCCUCGCCCAGCCUGGUGGUGGAGUGCGGCGGGGACAGGGUGGAAUCUGCAGUCAUCAGGAACAUGAAGAAGAGCCCCAACUUCCCCAGCUCGGUCCUCUACAUCAAAGUGCUUCUACCGAAGGAUGAGAUGUACACUCCUCCGAUUGUGCUGAAGGUGAUUGACCACCGUCCAUUUGGCAGGAAACCGGUGGUGGGCCAGUGCACCAUCACCUCUCUGGAGCAGUUCCGUUGCGAUCCGUAUGUGAUCACGGCCGAGGGAGCUAUGGCUUCCAAAAUGGCCCUCAUGGCGGCGUUGCCUUCCAGACACGUCUCCAUCAACAUGGAUGAAACUAGACUACUGUUAGAAACUCAGACCAUAGAGAAGGAAAAGCAAACUGUGGAUUGGUGGAGUAAAUUCUACGUUUCAGUGGGCGAGCAUGAGAAAUGUGGCCCUUAUAUCAAGAAAGGAUAUGACACCCUCAAAGUCUAUGACUGUGAACUAGAAGACAUCCCACAAUUCAAAGGGCUGACAGACUUCUGCAGCACUUUCAAACUGCAGCGAGGCAAGAACGAGGACGGGGAUGACGACCCGAGUGUGGUCGGGGAGUUCAAGGGCUCGUUUAAAGUGUACCCUCUGCCAGAUGAUCCAGGUGUCACCCCUCCCCCCCGGCAAUUCCGAGAGCUGCCCGAUAGUGGACCCCAGGAGUGUCUGGUCAGGAUUUAUGUGGUCCGGGCCGUCGAUCUCCAGCCUAAAGACAAUAACGGCAGAUGUGACCCAUAUAUGAAGAUAUCCCUGGGAAAGAACACUAUUGAUGACCGAGACCAUUACCUCCCCAACACAACCAACCCUGUGUUUGGAAGGAUGUUUGAGAUGACGUGUUUCCUGCCCCAAGACAAAGACCUGAAAAUCUCCGUUUACGACUAUGACCUCCUGAGUCGCGACGAGAAGGUCGGGGAGACGGUGAUCGAUCUGGAGAACCGCUUCCUGUCCCGUUAUAACUCCUACUGCGGCCUGCCACAAACCUACUGCACUUCUGGAAUCAACCAGUGGCGGGACCAGCUGAAGCCGUCUGAGAUCUUGGAGAACCUAGCUCGCCUGAAAGGCUUUUCCAAACCCAGGACGGAGGACAACGGCAAUUCACUCGCCUUUAAUGGAAGAGAAUACACACUAGCUCAGUUUGAGGACAAAAAGGAGAUUCAUGAACACUUGGGUCCAGCCUGGGAGCGUCUGUGUCUGCAUGUCUUGCGAACACAGGGACUGGUACCCGAGCAUGUGGAGGCCAGGACACUUUACAGCAGCUUUCAGCCCAAUCUGUCCCAGGGACGGCUUCAGAUGUGGGUGGAUGUUUUCCCCAAAAGCAUGGGCGCGCCCGGUCCCCCGUUUGACAUCACCCCACGCAAGCCGAAGAAGCAUUUCCUGCGCAUCGUCAUUUGGAACACGACAGACGUGACUCUGGAUGAGACGAGCGUCACCGGAGAGCACAUGAGCGACAUUUAUGUUAAAGGUUGGAUGCCAGGAAUGGAGGAGGACAAGCAGCGGACCGAUGUCCACUACAGGUCUCUAGACGGAGACGGCAACUUCAAUUGGAGGUUCGUCUUUGAAUUUGACUACCUUCCUGCGGAGCAACUCUGCCUCGUCUCAAAGAAGGAGCACUUUUGGAGUCUGGACAAAACUGAGUUCAGGAUCCCACCCAAACUGAGUAUCCAGAUAUGGGACAAUGACAAAUUCUCACUGGAUGAUUAUCUUGGAACGCUGGAGCUCUAUUUGCACAACUUGAUUCCCCCUGCAAAGACACCCGAGAAGUGCUCACUGUCCAUGAUGGACAAUGUGGAUACAGAUGUGCAACACAAGCCUGAACCUGCCAAGUGUCUGUUUACCCAGAAGUCAGUGAGGGGCUGGUGGCCCUGUUCUAUUGAGCGAGAUGGGCACAAGGCCUUAGGGGGCAAAGUAGAGAUGACUUUGGAAAUUGUGAGUGAAGCUGAUGUGGAUGAAAAACCGGCAGGAAAAGGCAGGGAUGAACCAAACAUGAACCCUAAACUGGACCCUCCCAAGCGCCCAGAAACAUCCUUCUUUUGGUUCACCAACCCAUGCAAGACCAUGAAGUUCAUUGUAUGGCGAAGGUUCCGGUGUCUCUUCAUUGGACUCAUUAUUCUCACCAUUGUGCUCCUCUUCCUCGCCAUCUUGCUGUACUCUCUACCGAACUACAUCUCCAUGAAGAUAGUGAAGCCACUAAAAUAAAGCGUACAACUGACAAAGUGCGGUCGACCCGCAAAGGACUGGAAAUGCCAAAAGGAUCACAGUACAGCAAUGGCCAACAAUCUCGUUGUCUUUUUACUCAUGUGUUGUCUCUUUUUUUUUAAGAGAAAUUGUGAAUUUGGGGGUAUGCUUGCUUGUUUGCACUAUUUUAACAUUCUGCCAAGCACGAAUCUGUGAUUAAUUCAACAAGAUUGGUGAUUGACUUUUCUACUUAAAACACUGGUAUAGCUCAGUGGGUUCAAUUCCUAAUGUUCUAAACAUCACUUAAAAGCACAAUACUGAUUACAAUGUUUUGGAUGGGAAAAAAAAUAACAUGACUGUAUUACAUUUUUUUAAAUUAGAAAUUUCACGUAUUGAUUGUAUACAUUGAACAUGUCAUCAGCCAACAUUGUGGCAUUACCUUGAUCAGAUGAGCUGCAAACUAAUUGUCCCCUGAAAUGUUUUGUUUCCCUUUUUGUGUUGUUGUUAAUAAUAAACUAAGAAUUAAGCCAUG
Phycodurus eques (leafy seadragon) is the source of this 6876-nucleotide messenger RNA. Its product is annotated as myoferlin-like. Gene Ontology annotation, cellular component: membrane. Lineage: Eukaryota; Metazoa; Chordata; Actinopteri; Syngnathiformes; Syngnathidae. The record is from RefSeq and is a predicted model, not a curated record. Gene Ontology annotation, biological process: plasma membrane organization; membrane fusion.